Messenger RNA from Ipomoea triloba (trilobed morning glory), 3051 nucleotides. Its product is annotated as protein suppressor of white apricot. Lineage: Eukaryota; Viridiplantae; Streptophyta; Magnoliopsida; Solanales; Convolvulaceae. Gene Ontology annotation, biological process: RNA processing; mRNA 5'-splice site recognition. The coding region runs from base 137 to 2857 and encodes 906 amino acids. Gene Ontology annotation, molecular function: RNA binding. The record is from RefSeq and is a predicted model, not a curated record. The transcript has 4 exons.
CAAUAUUUUCUUUGUCUAAGGCUCCGUUGAAUCUAGUGCUCUCCUUCGUUAUCGUGUAUUAGGGUUUCUUCGAGUCUUCAUUUCAAUCAAGGAUUUGGGCAAGUUCAAGGUUACAGGAUUCGUUGAUUCAGAAGCUAUGGAUCUGGAAGUGGUAGGGCGCCACGCUCUUUUCUUCGAUGACGAUGCCAUGGCGGCUUUUGUCAACUCCGCCGAUGCGCUUGUUGAAUGGAACUCUCUCAAAAUUGACCGCUACGACGUACGCCACCUUCUCUCCGCCCCUCCUCCGCAACCAAGGCGGUCAAUUCCUUCUUUAUCUCAUGCUAUUGAUUCCUCACUUAAAUCAGAGCUUGAUCUGGAACGUUAUCUCGAUCUCCCACCGCCUUCCGAUGAACCAGAAGAAGAAGGAGAGGAUGCAAAUGCAGUUAAUACUAGUGGAUACCAUGCCAUUCCCUUCUCUUAUGGAAAUUCUAAUGAUUGUGCUGAACAAGCGGGUUCUGCUGCGGGGUUUGAGAACUCUGGAUUUCGUCCUCCCUUCAGUGUGCCUGAAAACCUUCUUCAAUGCUUGCCACCAUCUGAGAAGGAUCAUCAAAUAAUUGCAAAGACUGCUCAAUUUGUUAGCAGACAUGGCGGGCAGUCAGAAAUCGUUCUGAGGGUGAAACAGGGAGAUAACCCAACAUUUGGCUUCUUGAUGCCUGAUCAUUACGUACAUCCGUACUAUAGGUUUCUUGUUGAUCACCAAGAACUGCUGAAGUCUGAUGGGAAACCACAAAAUGAAGAAAGAAAGGACGUUAAUGAGCCAGAUGGUGCAUUAUCCUUGCUUGGUUCUGUUUAUGGGUCUGGAGAGGAUGAGGAUGCUCCUAACAACAUGGCUUCUAAUGAAGCUGUUGAUGCGCUUUCUUAUACUGCACAAGAGAAGGGUGAAUCUAGUGCAAAUGUGCCUAGACAAGAUGAGAUCAUUUCCAAGUAUCCACCUCCUUCUGGUAGUGGUUUAGAUAAAGAAAAGAGUCAUCUACUGAAAAAGAAUCCUUUGAUCAGUGGAUCCAAGAAUGGAAGCACAAGCCGCAAAAAACUGAAAGAUGAUUCUAUUUCUGCUUCUGUUUCUGCAGCAUUAGAGAAGAUUAAGGCAUCUGGUCUCGGAACAUUUAAGAUUGAACCUGUAGUUCUAGAGCCUCCAUCUGAUUUGAAGAAUUUGAUUGGCAAGAUUGUUGAGUUUAUUGUGAAGAAUGGAAAGCAGUUUGAGGCAACACUUAUAGAACAGGAUAGUAAGCAUGGCAGGUUUCCUUUUCUUCUCCCAUCCAACAUGUAUCAUCCUUACUAUUUGAAAGUUCUCCAUGGUGCUCAAGAGUCAAAAGUUAGUGGCAAGAGCCUCCAUUCUGGGAUUGAUGAUUCAAUUGGGCAAGGACUGGAAAAGAGAGCAUCGCUGUCCAAGGAAGGUGGUACCCUGCCCUUUGGAUCUGGUGAGGGUGAUGUGCCUUACGAAUUAGAUAAGAAAGAGAAAUUUAAGAUGGUGAUUGGAAAAUCAAAGAAGGAAUCACAGGAACCAUUGGACAAAGGGCAGCUGCAAGAGCAUGGAUUCAGUGUAGAUGCUGCUGCUGCCGCCGCCAUUCUUCAAGCAGCUGCUAGGGGCAUUAAGAAUCCUAAUAUAGGAAUUCUCUCAAAAGCGGCUGUAAAUGCUAAUAGCCAGGGCAAUACCACUGAUGGCAGCCUAGGUACUAUCACUUCAUCUGGACACGACAAUAUGACUGCAGGGUCAAGGGCUAUUGCUAAAUCCAAUGCUGAAGCUGAUUCUUCUGAAACACAGUUGAGUAAAGAACAGAAGCUGAAAGCAGAGAGGCUGAAGAAGGCAAAGAUGUUUGUGGCCAUGUUGAAAAAUGGAGCUGCUCCACGUGGAGUAUCCAUGGAACCACCGGAAUCUGGGCUAUCAGGUUCCGGCACUGAGUUGAAUCAUCAUGGUGAACAAAGAGAAGGCAGUUCAGCUCCAUUAGAUGGUGAUGUGUCGGACCAAGGUGGAAGGCUGAAACCUGGAGAUGAAUAUAAUGAGAGGAGAUCAAUGAGGAAAUACAGAUCGAGAUCUGGGAGACAUGAAGUGGAUGAAGAUGGUGAAGGCGAAAGGAAACAGCAAUCUACCAGGAAAGAACAUUACUCUUCAAUGAAAAAUGGAGGAGAAGAAAGUGAAGAUGCUAAGGAUCACAAGCGUUCAAAGAGGAAGCAUCAUCGGUCACACUACUCGGAUGAAGAUGAAGCAUCUGACAAAUGUGAAGAGGAAAGGGGUCAUAGACAUUCUAGGAAAAAGCAUCAUCGAUCACACCACUCAGAUGAGGAUGAAGCAUCUGACAAGUAUGAAGAGGAAAGGGGUCAUAGACAUUCUAGGAAGAAGCAUCAUCGGUCACAUGACUCAGAUGAAGAUGAACAUGAAGCAUCUGACAAGUAUGAAGAGGAAAGGGGUCAUAGACAUUCUAGGAAGAAGCACCGGUCUCAUCGCACUUCCAAUAAAUAUGAUGAUGAUGAGGAAAGAGAUGAGGAAAAUCGUAGGCACUCCAGAAAGAAGCAUAAAUCUCAUCGGUCUCAUCACUCCACACAUAACAAAAACAAACACAAGCGACUAAAAGAAGCUUCUGAUGAUGAGCAACAUCGGCACAAGUCCAACAAACAUAGUAAGGGUACUGCCAAAAGAGAAGAUCUAGAGGAAGGGGAGAUCAGCGGCAAAGUGUCAGAUCAAUCCAAAGGAAGUUUGGGUGGUACAAUCAGUAGAGAAGCUUCUCAAGAUAUUUCUAGUCCACGGCAAAGAGCCCCAUCUGAGCCCUCCGAUGAUCUCAGGGCUAAGAUACGAGCAAUGCUGAUGGAAACUAGAAGGUAGCUCCAGAUCAUUACCUCAUUACCUUUAGAGAUUAAGUGUAAACUGGAAGGUUUUUCUACCGAAAACGGUUUUUAUUUUACUCAAACUAAUCUUGAUCAUUUGAUCCAAUUGAUAGUUUAUCUUCUUUUACCCUUGCGGGUUAACUAACAUUCAUGGAUGGAUACAUGAUUAGUUACUGGAAAAUAUUGUUCUGC